AACAACAAAAACAAUAUGGCCAAACAAGACGACGGAAUUUCACGUGUGUUUGAAAACAAGGUUACAGACACGGAAAAUGACACGUCAGUUUCUGAUUUACAAUCAGACGACAAGCCAACAUGUAUAAUUGUCCUUGGAAUGGCUGGUUCCGGCAAAACAACAUUUGUCCAAAGAAUUGUUGCACAACUUCAUACCAACAGAAUCCCGCCCUACGUAAUCAACCUUGACCCAGCUGUACAUGAAGUACCAUUUCCUGCUAAUAUUGAUAUUCGGGACACAGUCAAUUACAAAGAAGUCAUGAAACAGUAUGGAUUAGGCCCAAACGGUGGAAUUGUAACCUCUUUGAAUUUGUUUGCAACACGAUUUGAUCAGGUUAUGCAAUUUAUAGACAAGAAAAAGAAGUCAGAAUGCAAACACAUCAUCAUUGACACUCCGGGGCAGAUUGAAGUAUUCACAUGGUCUGCAUCUGGAUCCAUCAUUACAGAAGCAUUGGCUUCUUCCUUUCCUACUGUGGUUGUGUAUGUGAUGGACACGUCCCGCAGUGUGAGUCCUGUCACGUUUAUGUCCAACAUGACAUAUGCCUGCAGCAUCCUCUACAAGACUAAGCUGCCUUUCAUUGUUGCCAUGAACAAGAUUGACAUAGUGAGUAACAAGUUUGCAGUGGAGUGGAUGACAGACUUUGAGUCGUUUCAAGAUGCCCUGGAGCAUGAGACAUCCUAUACCUCCAACCUGACACGCUCCAUGAGUCUGGUACUGGACGAGUUCUAUGCUACUUUAAAGAGUGUGGGUGUAUCCGCAGUGACAGGUGAGGGGGUGGAGAAGUUCUUCACACUCGUUGAUGAGGCUGCAGAAGAAUAUCGCAAAGAGUACAAGCCAAUGUUGGAUAAGAGGAAACAAGAUCUGGAGAAGAAAGGAGUGGAGAGACAGGCUGAUGAGCUGUCUAGGGUGGUGCAGGACAGAGAGGCAGAGUUGGCGGAGACUGAGGGUUUGCGACAGCAGACCUCUAAGCUUUCUAUCAAUCCUUCCGUUGCCAUGGGAGACGAUGAAGACAGCGACGAUGAGUUUAGACAUGAUGAACCUAUAGAUGUUGAUGAGGCAAGGGAGUAUGAAUCUUUUAAAAGAUACUUGGACAUGCAGAAAUCCAGACAGCAGCAGAAAUAUGAGACACAGAAACCUGACAACACAUGACCAUCCCAUCAUGCGAGUUUCCAAUAAAAAAUACCUAUUAAAUGGACUUACAGUGGGGAAUUAGAGACAUUGCUUACUGUAAAAAGACACUGACACUUGAAACAACUGACAAUGCUUGCAGUCUGUGUUUAUUGUUACUGUUAAUCAUCUGACUUGUGAAGGAGUUUAAACAGAUUGAAACAAUACUGAAAAUAUAAGAUGGCAUUGGGCUCGUCUACAAUCUGUUUUUUAGAGGAUUUUAUGGAGUAAUGUGAGCAUAGUGGACUACUAAGGAUUUUUUGUUCAUAUAAUAUAGUACAUGUUUGCCACAUGAUUCCAUCUUCUGUUUUUUUGUUUUAAGAAGAUAUGUGUUUGUUAAAGUGGCAUGUAUGAAAUUGUCUUGGACUUGAUCAUCCUGACAGUGAUCAUCCUGACAGUAGGGAAUUUCUUUUUAAAUAAUACCGCAUCAUUUGUGUAACUCUUCUUUGUAUGUUUAAAAAGGCAACUUUUCCAGUAUGUUUAAAAUAAUAGAUCUUUUAUGUUCAGUUGUAAAUGUUAUUUAUGCACAUAAUAGUCAAAUGACACAAAGCACAUGUGUUGCUAUGGUGCGAGUGUGACGUCACUGCACGGGCCCUCGUGCACCUUGCUGACCAUGUUGAAGUGGCCCAUCCUGGAAAUAAAGAUUCGCAAAUCAGAA
Molecule: messenger RNA, 1864 nt
Organism: Dreissena polymorpha
Lineage: Eukaryota; Metazoa; Mollusca; Bivalvia; Myida; Dreissenidae
Product: GPN-loop GTPase 1-like
Exons: 11
Coding region: 16-1188 (390 amino acids)
Molecular function (GO): GTPase activity; ATP hydrolysis activity
Source: RefSeq, a predicted model, not a curated record